CAACAAACGUUUUUUGAAGUAUGAAGAGAAUAUAAACGUAGUGUUGGCAUGUCUUUUAGAUCCCCGAUUCAAACAUCAUGCUUUCUUUUCUGAUAAUGUAUUGGCCAAGGCAAAAAAAAUGGCUGACAGAAGAUAAUAUGCAAAAGGAGGUGCAGGUUCUAGAAAGGUCACAUCUGGAAGAGCCUGAUGCUACUAGUCUGGAUUUUGUGGAAGAGCCUGAUGCUACUACAAGUACUAGUCUGGAAGAACAUGCUACUAGUAGUACUAGUCUGGAAGAACAUGCUACUAGUAGUACUAGUCUGGAAGAACAUGCUACUAGUAGUACUAGUCUGGAAGAACAUGCUACUAGUAGUACUAGUCUGGAAGAGCAAGAUGAUGAUGCAACAGAAACCUACAAAUUCCCAAAAAGGAAACACAUGGAAAAAAACCAAAUUGAUGCCAUGUUCAGCGUUUUAUUGGGGCCUCAUGUAGGGGAUUCUCUAACUUCACCAAAAGUCAGCCUUGACAAUGAGCUUAAUCUUUAUUUAAAAGAGCCAGUGAUCAAUAGAAAGGGCAAUCCACUUGAGUGGUGGAAAGAAAAUGAGACACGCUUUAAAACCCUUGCUUCUUAUGCCAGAAGAUACCUUUGCUCUCCACCCUCCUCUGUACCUAGUGAGCGUGUUUUCAGUGACGUGUCAGCAAUUUAUGAAAGAAACAGAAGCCGUUUAACAGGAGAACAUGCAGAAAUGUUGUGCUUUCUGCACUACAAUGUACUCCUUCUCAACUGGAAUUAUUGAAGAAAUUCUAAAGUUUUAGAUUACUUUAGCAUACUUUUCAUAAAAAUGUUAUUUAAUGUCUGUCUUAACUCUUUUGUGUAACCUUGAAGCUGGAUAGCAGGUUAACAUGGCUUGGCAUUCGCUGAAUGAUCUGGGUUGCUCAGGAACUGGUCCUGUGUGUAGUGCCCACUACUAUUUCCUCUGCUCCCCAAGACCAAUACCUGUAUGAUUGUCUAGCCUUAUAGGUUAUGCUACCUAUCGUUACUCAGCUAGAAAGCUUAAGUUACUCAACAUUUAUCUUGUUUUAAAUGUAAUAUUCUUUAGUAUAUGCAUUAAACCAUGUGUUUAAAUUACUUUAAAUUGACACUAAGGCUAAGCAGUUAGGCAACAAAACAAAUGUAGCUUAAAGGGGUA
Molecule: messenger RNA, 1169 nt
Organism: Hyla sarda
Lineage: Eukaryota; Metazoa; Chordata; Amphibia; Anura; Hylidae
Exons: 1
Coding region: 78-776 (232 amino acids)
Molecular function (GO): protein dimerization activity
Source: RefSeq, a predicted model, not a curated record